Naegleria gruberi is the source of this 774-nucleotide messenger RNA. RefSeq names its product calponin homology domain-containing protein. Gene Ontology annotation, biological process: regulation of actin cytoskeleton organization. Gene Ontology annotation, cellular component: cytoplasm. Gene Ontology annotation, molecular function: GTPase activator activity; actin filament binding; calmodulin binding. The record is from RefSeq and is a predicted model, not a curated record. NCBI's taxonomy places the organism in Eukaryota, Heterolobosea, Eutetramitea, Acrasida, Naegleriidae. The coding region runs from base 1 to 774 and encodes 257 amino acids. The transcript is spliced from 2 exons.
AUGGAUCUCUCCAUUGCGGAGAAGAAAGCCUACGACUUUCUUAUUCGUCAGGAAGAAGCCAAACGUUGGAUUGAAGAACUUAUCCAAGAAAGUCUGCCUCCAGGCACUGCUAACUUUGGUGAUAACUUGAGAGAUGGUAUUGCUUUGGCCAAGUUGGGUAAAAUCUUUGCUCCAACAGCAAUUAAGAAGAUUAACACUCCAAAGUCAGGAAGUGUUUUGGAAUUUAUGGCUGUUGAUAACAUUUCCCAAUUCUUUGAAGCAUGUAAGAAGGUUAAUUUCCCUGAUCACUAUAUUUUUGCAUGUCAACUAUUAACAAGACUUUUCCAAGAAGUCGAGUGCAACAAACUGAGUGAUGUUAUUGUAAAAUUAAGUGAAAAGUAUUAUAAGGAAAUAUCACCUGACAUUUUAAGAACAUACACUAAUUGUUUCACAUUAAGAGAAGGAGUAGAACUUACUAAUAUUAAAGAUUUUGAAGGGAGACUAAAACUCGAUAACGCUAUACAAAAAUUUAUGGACAUGAUUAUUGAUCCUAAAUGGGGAAUCAAAAAUACUUUCACAAACUUAUUAAUUACAUCGAUUAGUGUUUAUGAAAGGAAAGUUUUGGAUUGCGAUAAAUUCAAGAAAGUGUUGACUCAUAUCACUGAUCGAUUAGAAAAUCCAUCAAUGAAUCCUACAACCUCAUUCAGUUUUCUGGAACCCUCAACAGACUUCCCCGAUUACUGGGAACUAGUAAAAACCAUUGAAGAACUGAAAAAGCUAACGAAAAAGCUAUGA